ACACCUCGGCGCAUAGCUGCAAUCGCACAGUAGGAACAUACUCCGGCCUUCAAGAUGCUGGCUGGACGGGCUUUCGCAGCCCCCGCGCGGCAAUGCCUGCGACGGGUGAACGGUACCUCCAGAUGGGCGCCCGCGCUUGCGCAGGCUCAGUCGCGAUCCAUCGUCACCGCGGAGAAGGACAAGGUCGCCAGGUUCAAGGGAACCAAGGGCAACGAUGGGAAAUUCACAGUCACGCUGAUUGAGGGCGACGGCAUCGGGCCUGAGAUUGCGCAGUCGGUCAAGGAUAUCUACUCGGCAGCCAACGUGCCUAUCAAGUGGGAGCCGGUCGAUGUAACCCCGCGGCUGAAGGACGGCAAGACGGUCAUUCCGGACGAAGCCAUUGAGAGCGUCACGAAUAACUACGUUGCGCUCAAAGGCCCCCUCGCGACUCCUGUCGGCAAGGGUCAUGUCUCUCUCAACCUGACGCUCCGCCGGACCUUCAACCUCUUCGCCAACGUGCGGCCCUGCAGAUCGAUUGCCGGCUACAAGACCCCGUACGACAACGUGGACACUGUUCUGAUUCGUGAGAACACCGAGGGAGAAUACUCUGGUAUUGAGCAUGUCGUGGUCGAUGGUGUUGUGCAGAGCAUCAAGCUCAUCACUCGCUCGGCCUCGGAGCGCGUUCUGCGAUAUGCCUUCCAGUAUGCGCGGGACAUUGGCAGGAACAAGGUGCGCGCUGUGCACAAGGCCACCAUCAUGAAGAUGUCCGACGGGCUCUUCUUGAGCACUGCGCGCGAUGUCUCCAAGGACUUCCCCGACAUUGAGUUUGACGCUGAGCUUCUGGACAACACCUGCUUGAAGAUGGUCACCGAUCCGCUGCCAUACAACGACAAGGUUUUGGUCAUGCCCAACCUGUACGGAGACAUUUUGUCUGAUAUGUGCGCUGGACUCAUUGGUGGUCUCGGUCUCACGCCGUCCGGAAACAUUGGCGACGAGUGCUCCAUCUUCGAGGCCGUGCACGGGUCCGCCCCUGACAUCGCUGGAAAGCAGCUUGCCAACCCGACUGCUCUGCUUCUUUCUUCCAUGAUGAUGCUGCGACACAUGGGUCUCAACGACCAUGCCAACAACAUCGAGUCCGCCAUCUUCAAGGUCCUUGCUGAGGGCAAGGUAGGCAUCCUUACUGAUCCUGACACUAACAUGACAUGCUAACAUUACGCAGACCAUCACUGGCGAUCUCGGUGGAAAGGCAAAGACCUAUGAGUACGCGGACGCGGUUAUCAAGGCAUUGAAAUAGAUUUCCUUUGGUUGAUUGACGAGCAUUGGGAUGAGGGAUGGCGGUGAUGCAUUUUGUCUAUAUGUACCAG
This is a messenger RNA of Trematosphaeria pertusa, 1343 nucleotides long. RefSeq names its product isocitrate dehydrogenase [NAD] subunit 2, mitochondrial. Gene Ontology annotation, biological process: tricarboxylic acid cycle; isocitrate metabolic process. The transcript is spliced from 2 exons. The coding region runs from base 55 to 1188 and encodes 377 amino acids. Gene Ontology annotation, cellular component: mitochondrion. Gene Ontology annotation, molecular function: NAD binding; magnesium ion binding; isocitrate dehydrogenase (NAD+) activity. The record is from RefSeq and is a predicted model, not a curated record. NCBI's taxonomy places the organism in Eukaryota, Fungi, Ascomycota, Dothideomycetes, Pleosporales, Trematosphaeriaceae.